This is a messenger RNA of Bombyx mandarina (wild silkworm), 876 nucleotides long. It is a transcript of the gene CPR92, whose product is annotated as cuticular protein RR-2 motif 92. Lineage: Eukaryota; Metazoa; Arthropoda; Insecta; Lepidoptera; Bombycidae. Gene Ontology annotation, cellular component: extracellular matrix. The record is from RefSeq and is a predicted model, not a curated record.
AUGUUCUUCAAAAUUGCUGUAGUCUGCUCGAUUUUGGCUAUUUGCCAAGGUGGUGUUAUAGACGAGGGCCACGGCCAUGCUGUGUCUUCCCAAAGCAUCGUUCGCCAUGACGAGCCUUCUCAUCAAGCAACGGCACAUUAUACCCCAGUAUUGAGUCAUGCUGCUCCAGUACUGACUCACGCAGCCCCUUUGAUUCAACAUGCCGGUCCUAUUGUUCACGCCGCCCCCGUGGAACAUUCUUCGUAUAUACAUGCUUCGCCAGUAGUCCAACACUUCAGCCCUGUGCAACAUGCUCCAGUCGUGCACCACGCUGCGAUUCCAAUUGCCGUCGAACACUCCGAUCAUGUCGAAGAUCAUGCUCCCGCGAAGUAUGAGUUCUCAUAUUCCGUCGAGGAUCCCCACACCGGCGAUCACAAGUCCCAACACGAAACCCGUGAUGGUGAUGUCGUGAAAGGCGAAUACUCUCUACUCCAGCCUGAUGGUUCCAUCCGCAAGGUCGAAUACACAGCUGACCACCACAACGGAUUCAACGCUAUUGUACACAACUCCGAGCCUGACGCACACGCUGCACCUCCAUCGCCGGCUCCUGCUGUCCACGCCGUCCCCGCAGCUCAUUCCGCUCCAGUAGUCCAUUCUGCCCCUGUGAUUCACUCUGCUCCAGUGCUUCACUCUGCCCCUGUAGUUCAUUCAACCCCUGUGGUUCACUCCGCUCCCCUAAUUCACUCCGCUCCCGUGGUUCACUCCGCUCCCCUAGUUCACUCCGGCCCCGUUGUCCACACAGCGUCUCUGUACCACGCCACUCCUCUUGUACACUCAGCUCCUCUCGUGCACGCCGUACACGCUGCACCAGCACACUACAUCGCCGCUCAUCAUUGA